Messenger RNA from Acytostelium subglobosum LB1, 642 nucleotides. RefSeq lists its product as hypothetical. Gene Ontology annotation, biological process: vesicle-mediated transport. The record is from RefSeq and is a predicted model, not a curated record. The transcript has 5 exons. Bases 1 to 642 code for a protein of 213 amino acids. Gene Ontology annotation, cellular component: membrane. Lineage: Eukaryota; Evosea; Eumycetozoa; Acytosteliales; Acytosteliaceae.
AUGACUAUAUUAUAUGCUUCAGUUGGAUAUAAAGGAAGCGUACUAGUUGAAUACGCUGUUGAUAAUGGAAACUUUGUAGAGACUGCUAGAACACUGCUUACAAAGAUACCACCAUAUGCAAAGAAGAGUUACUCAGUGAAUGGACAUAACUUCCACUACAUAUCAGAGAAUGAACUGGUGUUCCUGUGCUUCUGUCAUGAGAAGCUUGGAUUCUCCACACCAUUCGACUUCCUAAUGGACGUGCAGUCUCGAUUCAUUGCCGCCUACGGACAUAACCUACCAUUCAACGCACCACCAGCAACCUAUGAUCCAUUUGGAAGAGUUCUAGAGGAUAGGAUGAAAUAUUACUCGAAUCCACAAUCAAACAAGAUAAACAUGAUCAAGGAACAGGUGUCAGUGGUGAAGGAUGAGUUGUCCACAACAUUGGAGAAGACAUUGAACAGAGGAGAGAAGAUUGAGAUCAUUGUAGAUAAGACAGAGAAGUUACAGGCAGAGUCCUUCCAUUUCAAAUCAAACUCCACUCAGCUCAAGAGGAAGCUAUGGUGGGAGAACAAGAAGAUGUUGCUCAUCAUCCUCGUCGUUGUAUUUAUCAUAUUAGCACUGAUUACCAUUGGUAUCCUCAAGUUUGUUCACGUUAUUUAA